Vitrella brassicaformis is the source of this 1105-nucleotide messenger RNA. Lineage: Eukaryota; Vitrellaceae. The record is from the annotation of a GenBank genome assembly.
AUGAGGGCACGGAAGGGGGAGGGGAGACGGCAGGUGACCUCUCGCUUCCUCUCUCUCUGUGACUGUGUGUGCUGCAGCUGCACCACCCGGACAAGGGCGGGGAAACGGCGGCCUUUCAGCAGCUGGGGAGGGCGUACGAGGUGCUCUCAGACGAGCAGGCACGGGCCAGGUACGACGCCAUAGCCAUGGUAAGAGAAAGAGAGCUAUCGGAGGUGCACUCACAGAAUUUUUGGAUACAUCCGGCGGUUGUUUCCGUGUCUGCCACCGCGCAGGCCCACCACGGCCGCAGUUGGGAGGCCGCCCGUUUGUGGGAGCAGACGCCAGAAGCGGUGAGGAUGUGGGUCGCAUGGAUGUGCGUCUGAUGAAUGCCGGUGUGUUGGCCAAUGAUGUACUUCUGCAGAGGGAGGCAUUCAAGAGGGCCGAGGAGAAGCUGAGUGAAGAAGCGAUAAAGAAGACCGACGCUGUGAGUGAUAUGUGUACCAGUCAUUCAGGAUGUGUCUUUACUGUUGUCCUUGUGCGGGCAGGUUCUCGCCAAGUGGGUUUUUUUUAACAGGGGGGAUCAGCGCACCCUGCUGCCGAUGGUGGGUUGCCUGAGUGGGAUGCGCCCAAUCCUGAGGGGGGAUCGCACGACCACCACCAACAGCAGCACCAUCAGCAGCAGCAGCCCCCGCCGCCGCCACCACCUGCAGCUCAUGAGCAGGGUGGUGCCAUUCCACCACCUCAUGGAGGCGACCGGGGCGGCUUCCCUCAUCACAACAGAGGCGGCGAUUUGCGAGGAAGGGGCGGCCGGCAUCGCACGGACCAGCAGCGGCAUCAGGAAUGGCAGAAGCUGCCGCGGACGGUGUAUGGCGGCAUCGCUCAGGGCCAUCAAUCGCCUCACUACCCUUCCCAAGACCACACUCAAGCGGCCUCGUAUGGACGACAUCCAAGCACGCAGCAGCAGCAGCACCAGCAGCAGACCCAGUACGAUGUCUACUCCCCUCCCGCCGAGCCCAGACAUCCACAGCAGCACCCCGUGACCUAUCCCCCGCCCCCGCCUGUGGACGACCAGCACCACCGAUGGCAGCACGAUCCCAAGGCAACAGAGCCAGCCCCACCCGUGCAG